AUGACUUCAAACGUUAUUCGAGGUACUAUAAAUAGAAAUCGGACCAGACUCGAGAAAUUACUUGCGGACUUGCCUCAUUUCGGAGGCAAAGCAGCCAACAUAGAAGAACUCGAGACCAGACGGUCGCAGCUGCGACUCGCCAUAGAAACCAUAAAGAAGAAAAUUGAAACUAUGGAAAGCAAGCAUCAAGAAUGGCUUCACUUAAUAGACAGAUUAAAAAACGAAGAAAAACAAGCUGAACUCCAGGUUUAUGAACAAUUCAUGACGCAACCCGGUAAUUUUUCAGAAAAAAUUGAGGAAGCACAAGAAGCUAUGACAAUCAUGGACGUUCAGUUAGAAGAAAUACAGAAUCUUCUAAAUAACAAACCAAAUGGAAGUACACCCAUAACGCUUCAGACCACGCCAACAUUUGACCUUCCGAAACUUGAACCGUUGAAAUUCAAAGGUGAUCCCCUAAAGUUCCAGGCAUUCUGGGAUCAAUUCCACAAUUUAAUAGAUCAUCAACACAUUCCCAAUGCUAUCAAGUUCACCCAUCUCUUAAACUUAUUAGAAGGAGAUGCCAAAUCUGCACUAGAAGCAAUCCCAAUCACCGAUGACAAUUACGAGGAAGCGGUGAACAUCUUGAAAAACCGCUUUGGAAAUAUUCAAAUAGUGCGGCGAACAUUAUACGGCCGGAUUCAAAAUCUACCAAAAUGCUCAAACGCGUUGGACAGUAUAAAACAAUUUGCGGACACAUUAGAGAAAACAUGCCGCCAAUUACGCAACAUCAACGAGGACCCUGAUCAGACAGCACUCAUGUUCACCGUACAAGAGAAAUUACCAUACAACGUACUUGAAGAAGUAAUCAAGAAUAAACCCGCAGAGGACGUAUGGACCAUGGAAGCAUUACAGAAGUCACUGAAGAAAUAUAUUUCAGUCAAAGAAGAAGUUAAUAACAUUCUCGGUGAAACAAGAAGAACGGAACGACAAACGCCAAAUAAUUAUUCGAAUCCGAAUCUCAUUGGAAACAGACCGCCAGUCAACGAAAGAUUCACAAGCGGAAAUGACUCAGCCAUGAAGAGAUGCGAAUUAUGUGGAGAUCGACAUUUCGCAGAUGAAUGCAUC
Molecule: messenger RNA, 1104 nt
Organism: Anisakis simplex (herring worm)
Lineage: Eukaryota; Metazoa; Nematoda; Chromadorea; Rhabditida; Anisakidae
Source: the annotation of a GenBank genome assembly